Messenger RNA from Arabis nemorensis, 1449 nucleotides. Lineage: Eukaryota; Viridiplantae; Streptophyta; Magnoliopsida; Brassicales; Brassicaceae. The record is from the annotation of a GenBank genome assembly.
AUGGCGGAUCUGACUUGUACGACGCCGUUUCUUCUAUAUCCAUCACUCGUGAUCAUCCUCUUCUUCUACUCCAUUAACCACCAUAACCGAUUUAUCUCCACCGUAGUCGACGAUGAUCCUUCUUGUACUCCUCUCUCUUCCUCACAAGCUGUUUUCUCUUCCUUUAGAUUAUUCCCUUUUGGUUCUUCUUCUUCAAAUUCCUCCUCUUGUCUCACCACUCUCAACAACAACAAUUCUACAUCAGAAGUUGUGGUGGUGGAAGGAGAAGUUGAUGAAGCGGCAGAGAGAAUCGAAGAAGGUUUAGCGAUGGCUAGAGCCGCCAUAAGGAAAGCCGGGGAAGAGUAUAUCCGUCGGAGGAGGAAUGAUUCCGAUUUGGGAAUCGUAUCAAGUGGAUCUGUCUAUCUCAACGCUUUUACUUUUCAUCAGAGCCACAGAGAAAUGGAGAAGAGAUUCAAGAUUUGGACAUAUAGAGAAGGAGAAGCUCCUCUGUUUCACAAAGGUCCACUCAACAACAUUUACGCCAUUGAAGGACAAUUCAUGGACGAGAUAGAGAACGGAAAAAGCCGUUUCGUGGCUGCUUCACCGGAGGAAGCCACCGUGUUCUACAUUCCCGUAGGGAUUGUCAAUAUCAUACGCUUUGUCUAUAGACCUUACACUAGCUAUGCCCGCGACCGACUCCAAAACAUUGUCAAAGAUUACAUCUCUCUCGUCUCUAACCGUUACCCUUACUGGAAUCGCAGUCACGGUGCUGACCAUUUCUUCCUCUCCUGUCACGAUUGGGCACCUGAUGUGUCAGCGGUGGAUCCGGAACUAUACAAGUAUUUCAUCAGAGCUCUUUGCAAUGCCAAUGCCUCGGAGGGAUUCACACCAAUGAGAGACGUCUCAUUGCCUGAAAUCAACAUUCAAUUCGCCCAAUUAGGGUCAGUACACACCGGAGAACCGCCUCAAAACCGCAAAAUCUUAGCAUUCUUCGCGGGCGGUUCUCAUGGAGAAGUACGGAAAAUACUUUUCGAACACUGGAAAGAAAAAGACAAAGACGUCCUUGUCUACGAGUAUCUCCCCAAAACCAUGAACUACACAAAAAUGAUGGAUCAGGCAAAGUUUUGUCUAUGUCCGAGCGGUUGGGAAGUAGCUAGUCCAAGAAUCGUGGAGUCUCUUUACUCCGGUUGCGUUCCGAUCAUCAUCGCAGAUGGUUACGUUCUUCCAUUCAGCGACGUGUUGAAUUGGAAGACUUUCUCGGUUCAUAUUCCGAUAUCGAAGAUUCCGGAGAUAAAGAAGAUUCUAGAAGCGGUACCUGAAGAAGAGUACUUGAAGAUGCAGAAGAGUGUUCUUGAGGUUCGAAAACACUUUGUCAUAAACAGACCAUCGAAGCCAUACGAUAUGUUGCAUAUGAUUAUGCAUUCUAUUUGGUUACGGAGGCUUAAUGUUCGAAUCCCUCUUUCACAGUGA